AUGGAAAAUGGCUCUAUCAAGUGUAGCAUGGGAGACGUGGAUAACAUGAUCGAAACUUGUAAAUCAAAUUCAGCCGCAACCAAUCAUUCGUCAAAAUGUUUGGGACGUCAAUGUACUCUACCUCCAGUGUGUCCGGUUCGGGCAGAUAAUUCAUUGGACACUACCGUCAAACCCCAAAUCAUUGGCCCGGUACGUGACCUACGAUCAAAUACAAGCCUAGAAAAAACCGUCCUACUGAGUUGGCAACCUCCGAAAGAGGGACAUGCAUGUAUCAAAGAAUACCUCAUCACGUGGGGAUCCGACAGUGAAACGAUUCCUGGAAAUAUCACGUUUUACUAUGUGACUGAUCUGGAACCUUGUAUGCGCUACAAUUUCACGGUGAACACGAUCGACCAAAGCAAUGACAAAGGCACACCAGCAACCAUCGAGGACACUGUGCGUGAAGAAAAUCAACUUUCCGAGGUGACGGAGUUGGAGCUGAACGAAGUGGAACCACGCUCCUUGACCGUCAAGUGGAAAGCUCCCGUCAAUGGAACAUACUGUGUGGGAUCGUACCGAUUGGCAGCGUGGUACAAUGAUCCUCAAACUGGCGAGCCGAUAACGGUCUUUUCGAACACCACCGACGAUCAGCAUGUCACCUUUGGCGAGGUGAUAGCUUGCAUGACCUACACGGUACAAGUGAUACCGAUAUCCUUCAGUAACAAUGAUGGCAGGAAUGAUAUUGCCACGCUGAAAACGAACGAACGAACGAUUCUUUCUUACCACAUAGAACCGAUCCGCGCGUUGUCCAUCAAGGCUCGCAGUUUGCAACUUUCCACCCAACUGCACGGCGAGAAUAAUAACAACUGUUUACUGGUCAGCGUGCGUUUUAGCUGCGGCAAGGCGUUGGAUGGUGAAGUUGAUCCAGAACCUCAGAUUGUGAGAGAGUUCGUUAUUAGCGGUAAUGAGAGCUUCGAAGGCAUCGUUGAUCCGUUGGUGCCCUUUACGUCGUACGAAUGCACUGCCCAAAUCCAGAACAUUGCUGGUUGGUCUGAUCCAACCUCGGCUUAUGUGUUUUCUACGGCAGAAGAUGUUCCCGAAAGCCCCAGUUCUCUGAAGCUCAUCGGUAAUCGUGAUUCGAUCGUAGUCGCGUGGAAAGCACCCACCGUGAAGAAUGGAGUCGUUGUACGGUACAGAAUUCACGUGCGUAUGAUCGAGCAAAAGUAUCCCAUUCCGAAGAUCUGCGAUCCGUUUGAGGAGUACAACGAAACCGUUGACUUGCGCGAUGAAGUUGAGCCGCAGGAGUCGCGUAGUUGGAACGGAGAUGAGUUUGAGUACACGAUCUUAAGAUUGAGUCCGUUCACGCUGUACACCGUGCAGGUUGCGGCAGCGACUGGGGCAGGCGUUGGUUCAUACACCGAGCCGCAGGAUGUGAUUACCCUUCCCAGUGUACCGGAAGGCGUGCAGAACUUUGCCAUAGCGGAAAUAGAGGGCCCAGAGCUGAACCAGACGUACCGAUCGGCGGUAAAACUUUCCUGGCAACUUCCAUGUCGGUUGCAUGGGAAUCUGACAGGUUUCGUUGGACGAUUGUAUGGUACGCGGGAAGAAGAUGGAUCUCCGCCUCACGAACUGCCGUGGAAUGUUGGGGUUCAAGCGGAUGAGAUUAAUGACACAUACUUUUACGUCGAAGAUCGACUCAAGCCUGAAUACACUUAUACUGUUUUGAUAAGCGUAGAAGUGGCCGAUGUGGCUGAACAGAGUCCAGAAACAACUAUUUCCUUUCAAUCUCCGGCCGGAAUUCCCACUAUCAAUCAAACGGAAGAUUUGCUCAAUGUGAAUGUUCGCGAUGCGCCCAACCCAACCAACACCGCCAAAAUAGUUCUGGGAAAGAUAAAUCUUGCAUCGGAUAUCGGUAGUAUUCGCUACAUGGCUUUGCUGAUAUCGGAACGGGGUUGUCGAGAAGAUCCCGAACCUCGAACUGGUUUAAUGAACACCACCGGAGAUAUCCAGUGGCCCAAAAUGCUAGAUUGGCAUCGGGUGAGCAACAUGCAUUGCGUUGAACAAUACCAGACGACUCCCGAGUUUUGGAACCCAAUCAAUGCAACGUCCCGUGCCGACGCCCGUAUCGAGUACGUGGUUGGCGAGGAGCAGUGCAAAGAUGGCAAGAUAUAUUGCAACGGUCCACUGAAACCGGGCACGGAGUACGCGUUGAUUGUGAGAGUUUUCUCACGCAGUGGCUUCAGCGAUUCCUCCUUCCAGUCUUUCCGUACGGACUCGCUUAUUCAGGUGGGAUUGAUCAUUAGCACGGUCGUCGCAUCCUUACUGUUGGCCUUCAUCGGAGGUUUGCUUGUGUUGUGGCGUAAACAGAGGCUACUCCUUCCUACACAACUUUCGGGACGCACACCAACAGACGAGCCGUCCGAUAUUCCCCUGAAAAAUUUCCCCAAUCAGUAUGAUGAACUUUUCCAGUCGAAUCGGGAAAAAGUUGCCAAGGAGUUUCAGGGGAUCAACUACUUUUGCGACACCGUCCUGGUGGAAACGGUCACGUUCUUUAGUGCACGGGAAAAUGAACGUAAGAAUCGUUACGUCAAUAUUUUACCGUUCGAUUCCAAUCGCGUUCUGCUGGACCCCGAGGAACACGAUGAGCUUAAUGCGAACGACUACAUCAACGCGUCCUUCAUCGAGGGCUACAAGUACCAGCGGGAGUAUAUUGCCACGCAAGGUCCCAAGGAGGGUACGUGUUACGAUUUCUGGCGGAUGGUGCUGCAGUACGAGAUCGAAUCGAUCGUCAUGCUGACGCAACCGAUCGAUCACGAUAAGAACAAAUGUUGCCAAUAUUACCCUCGCUUCAAUCAAACCAUCGAGUAUGGAGACAUUCAAGUGAAAUGUACACAAGAGAUGAAUUUAUCCCUCUACUACAAGCGAUUGUUUUUGGUGUCGAAGGGAAUCCAAUCGAAAGCCGUCUUUCACUAUCAUUUCCUCGACUGGCCGGACCACAGUUGCCCUGCCAGUCCGGCGGAUCUUAUUAAAUUCUCCAAGAUCAUACGAACUGAACGGAAAAGCUACGCCAUACCGCUCGUGGUCCAUUGUAGUGCAGGAGUUGGACGGACCGGGACCUUCAUUGCGUUGGACAUCCUUCUGCAAAGGAUGCAGCAGGAAAAGAAAGUCAACGUGUACGACACCGUGAAGCGCCUUCGACGACAGCGAGUGAAGAUGGUUCAAACGCUUGAUCAAUACGCUUUCCUCUACCAGUGCUGCUUGGAGUUUGUUUCCAAACUAAAUCGAAAAAAGCCAAAGACAAGCAACGUGGAGGUCAUCGAGCAGACUGAAACUGAACAGCGUCGUCCCGACAUCAUUAUGGAGGUGGAAAGUGUGACAGUGGGCAACGGCGGUAAGCCAAUGUUUAACAUAAAGUUUCCAAAAUCGGUCAACCCUGGAUCAGGUGCGAUGGCCAGCUUUGCACCGAGUGAUAUCGAAAGCGGGAAAUGGUGAUUCGUGCAUUUAAAAUGGUAUCAAAAAUAGAGCUCGUGCCGUUCUAUGCAAGAGAACUGUGAAAUGAAGGAAUCUAAUACUGUAGGUAAAAACAGCACACGUAAGCUCUUGUUAUUGGUUAAUUGUAGCUAUGUUGUUAUUGCUCGCACAUUUGGGCGGUUCAAACGAAUGAUGUUGAAAUGUUAGUCAUUGCAUGAUUUGAUGGAUAUGUUAGAUUAAUAUUAUUUAUUUGAAAUAAA
Messenger RNA from Anopheles coustani, 3710 nucleotides. Its product is annotated as phosphatidylinositol phosphatase PTPRQ-like. Gene Ontology annotation, molecular function: protein binding; protein tyrosine phosphatase activity. The transcript is spliced from 6 exons. The record is from RefSeq and is a predicted model, not a curated record. The coding region runs from base 1 to 3471 and encodes 1156 amino acids. Lineage: Eukaryota; Metazoa; Arthropoda; Insecta; Diptera; Culicidae. Gene Ontology annotation, biological process: protein dephosphorylation.